ACCGCGCGUCUUCAGCCGUUCUUUUAUCCGCGAGUACACCUGCGGGGUGUACACGAAAACCUGAGGAAGACGAAAGCAGAGUUGGAGCCUGGCAGCGGCAGUGUUUCAUGAGUCUCCUCGAAACAGUCGUCGAGUCGAUAUCUAUUCUGGGUACAGUGAAUAUACUUUCUUAUGUCCGUUAGAUUUCGAAUUUCGUUUAUUACAUAUAUCUGAAAAAAAAAUUGCUAUAAGUAACAUAUUACCAGCGACAGUGAUUAAUUUACAUGCAGACAUAUUGUUCUGAAAGUGAUGGCGCAACAAAAUGUAACGUUAAAGUGUAUUCCAGUUAUCAACUAUAACUACUUUUUCAAUCCAAACAUUUGUCACGUUUGUAAGUGCACAGUUCAGAGAACGCUGAAAACAUGUAUUCUAUGUGAUAUGAUCGCUUACUGCAGCGAGGAGCACAGAGUCCUGCACCGAAGACAGCAUGAGACGAUCUGUCACGCCAUAAUAAAGGUAAACCACCAGAAAGGGAUAAAGAACAUUGGAAUAAUGUCGAUAGAGACAUGGACCAAGUUUCAAAAGGAGAAUAUGCAAUUAAUACAGACUAUUCUAUGUCGUGAUCUGGAGAAGUACGAAAAGCAAAUGUUCCUAUUCUCAAAGUCAUGUUUUAUGUGUCGUAAACAGGACAACUUGAUUGGGACUUGCGGAGAGUGCAAGUCUAUCAACAGGUGUCCUGAGCACUCAUUUACUGGUAGUCAUGAAUGUACCAUGCUGCGACUUUGUCUCCAAUUGGAUAUUUUCUGCGCUGCGGGGAAUGCAUCGAUUAGCACAAUCCCGAAAGAAUAUCUGGAUUUUAAUAGCGAUUUUAACGACAUGCAGUCAUUUAUAGAACGUUUUUGUGAAAUGCAAAAUUAUAACGCAGUAACUGUAACUUCUUGGAUGCCAUUACAUUAUAUAAUUAGUGAAAAGCUCUCAGGUCCGAUGACGCUAUGUAAUGUUCUUGUGAGAGAAAGAUUAUUAAUUGAACAGCCAAUAAAUCAUGUCUUCGAAAUUCAUAUUAUUGCUGAAAGUACUAUGGAUGCGUUCAGUUUAUCAGCAUGGGAAAUGGUCUUACAUGUUUUAUCCCCGAGUACAAGGCUGGUAAUUGUAACGACUGGAAAGAAAGCAUCACAAAAUUGGAUUGAAUUUCAAGUUUGCGAACAAUGCAAGCAAAGUCGUAAAACACUUUGUUAUAAAAGUCAUCCUAUGUUAUACGAUAAACACACAUCGUGGUACGGAAAAAUACGACCAAUGAUAAUUCUAGUAUUUCAUGACGAGUAUGAGGAUGACCUGAUAUCAGUUGAAACUUUGAGAUCGUUACAGGUUAUGGGUUGCCCAAUAAUAUUAACGACUAAAUCGAAUAUAUCCAUGGAGUUCACAACAAAGAUAGAACAAGCAUUAAGUUUCGACAAACCUUUCCCGUACCGUAUUUGCAAAGUCAAUAAAUUCUCGUCUAGUAGACCACAAAGAGACAUUCGGAGUGGCUCAGUAUUUUUCUCGAAUACACAUUUAUUUGUAUAUGAUGAUCUAAAUACUCUGAGUAAUACAGCUCAAGUUUGUAGCAGUGUUAUUAGUAAUGUUGAAAAAUAUUAAAUUUUAUCAACAAUCUUGUUUGGUAUCUUUAAAAAAAUAUGCAAAUAAACUUAUACUUUAAUUAUUGAUAUUGCUGUAAUAUUUCCAUUUUUCGAUUUUAUUUUUUUUUAGGAACAUGCUUUGAAAAUACAUUUAUCGCAAUUAUAUUGUUUUUUGUAAAACUUUGUAAAAUAUUACUGGCGAUUUUGUUAACGUAUAUUAUGAUUAAUGGAAGUAUUUUCGGAAAACUCGAGUUAAUGAAACACUACAAGAACAAUAAUAUGCGUCUGCGCGUAAUACGAAACCAAUUACGUGUUUUAAUUUAUGCUCUUCAAGCGAUUCACUUCAUGUCGGUAUCGCAUCUCGUGUAUGAUUAUAUGUUCAAUUUGAAAAUAUUAUUGUAAAUGAUGACAAAAUGGAUUCUUCUUAUUUAUUAUAGUCAUAGUUUAUAUAUGUAAUAUAUUUAUGUAUGAGUCAAUUAUUUUUAUUAGAACAUAUUUUGUAGGAACGUUACUUGUACUUAUUACGUAUGCGUAUUAUUUCGAUGUUUUUAGCUUCAACCAUCAUAAUUCCGUUUUAAAUUCAAAUAUGUUCCCGUCGUUUAGUGAAUUUUCAAAUGUUAACUUUAAAAUUUUAAAUUCACUAUAUAAUUUGUCGUUCACAUGAUCUUACCUAAAAUAUUAUCGAAUAUGAUGACGUCCGACAAGUAGCGUAUCAGACACCGCAUUCGUUUUGCUUUCGAAUUGAAAAAAUUUCUGCCGAAUUUAUAAAUAUGAUUUACUUAGGUUUGGGAAAAAAUGUUGUAUUUGAGGGAAAUUAUCGCAUAAAAUCUGUAAAAAAUGAUUAAUUAUGUAUAAGAAAU
Molecule: messenger RNA, 2455 nt
Organism: Dinoponera quadriceps
Lineage: Eukaryota; Metazoa; Arthropoda; Insecta; Hymenoptera; Formicidae
Exons: 2
Coding region: 289-1614 (441 amino acids)
Source: RefSeq, a predicted model, not a curated record